AUUUCCGGAUAAACCGCGCAAAGAGCUUCCAUUUAUAGCCGACUUUUCUUUUUCCCGUUGUUCGUUUUUCAUUUUCCUACGAACCAAACAGAAGAUUUCCGAGAGAGAGAAAAGAAAAGAAAAGAAGAGAAAAUCGGCUCUCAGAGAUCUUGAUAAAGAAACAAACAAACAAACCCCGGCCUCUCAAAACUCACCACCUGUAUUAUUACGAAGGUCAAGAAGAAAAGAGCCCAAUCCAAUCAUACUAUCGCUGUAGAUAGACGUCUCCAAUUUCUUUUAUCCAUUUGCCUCGUCUCUAGCAAAAUUCAGGAAUUUCGAUUUUCUCUCAAAGAAUUUUAGGUUUUAAACAUUGUUGACCUCAAUACCGGAAUUUUCUCGGGCAGAAAAAAGAUGAUGCGAAGGCAAGACCAGCAAGACCAGCAAGACCAGCAAUCGAGGGUUUUCUAUGAGCUAUCGGCUCUGGUUCUCAACCUCCUCCGAUCUCCUCCCACGCCGAUUCAGUUCUCCGAUCACUCACCGGUGGUGCCCUCGUCGCCGUCUUCAUCGAGGCGGCCGCCUCCCGCGGCGACUCAGAUUUCGCCGGCGGGGUUCGCCUCUCUGAUGCUGGGGAUUUCGAUGGCUCUGAUGCUCUGUGGAUCGGUGACUUUCUUCAUUGGUUUCAUAUUGAUGCCUUGGGUUCUCGGAUUGGUUAUGGUCUUCUACGUGGCUGGAAUCGUCUCCAGCCUCUCUGUUUUGGGAAAGUCGAUUCUUUGUUACGCGUCGGCUGCGUCAUCACCGCGAAAGGAGAUUUCUGAAUGGAAGUUAUUGUGAAGAAGAGGAGGGUGGUUCAAGAGAGUGGAAAUGUUCAUUGGAGGAGGAUGGAGCAGCACAAAUGUCCUGGUGUGGGGUGUGCUGCAUAUAGCGAUGUAUAGGGCAAGGCCGAAAUUAAUCAAGAGGGCUUCUUGAAGUAUUGAUGCAUGAACAGUAGAUAAAAUGUUUAUUAAUGUUCUACUGAAUAUGUGGAAGUGGCUUCUAAUAGUGAAUUGUUGAAGGAUGAUGUUAAAGUACUUCCAACCAAUGAAUUCCUACUUUUGAGGAGACGGAGGGGAUGUUGCAUGCUGAGCC
Messenger RNA from Prunus mume (Japanese apricot), 1104 nucleotides. RefSeq lists its product as uncharacterized. NCBI's taxonomy places the organism in Eukaryota, Viridiplantae, Streptophyta, Magnoliopsida, Rosales, Rosaceae. The record is from RefSeq and is a predicted model, not a curated record.